ACAUAUCCAUUACAUACGCUGCACACGUAUAGUGACACUCAUAUUAUAUAGCAUCACACACACUACAGUGCAUGCACUCAUACACUACAACUCAUCACAUCCUAACACAGAGGUGACACGCAACUUGUGCUGUAUACUAACACUCAGCCCUAUAUACAGCAUUUUAGAGCCUGCACUGACCCUACUCAUUCUGGAUGUAAGGAGUUACCUCCAAGAAGCAGAGGACGCUCACAAUGUUCGGAUUUAUGGAACCCAUCAAGAUGAAGCAUUGUUUUUAUAAUGAAAGCAUUGUUUUCUUUUACAACAAUAGUGGGAAAGAACUAACCAAAGAAUGGAGGACCAAAGACAGUCUUGUGGUCGGACUUGGACUUACAGUUUGUGUUUUUGUGCUUUUGACGAACCUACUGGUUAUCACAGCCAUUAUAAUCAAUCGACGUUUCCACUAUCCAAUAUACUACCUCUUAGGGAACCUGGCAGCAGCUGAUCUAUUUGCUGGAGUAGCCUACACAUAUCUUAUGUUCCAUACGGGGCCAAGAACAGCCAGCCUCACAGUCAAAACCUGGCUGCUCCGACAGAGUCUCUUGGACACCAGCCUCACAGCGUCAGUGGCCAACCUUUUGGCCAUAGCAGUGGAAAGGCACCAGACUGUCUUCACCAUGCAACUCCACAGCAAGAUGUCCAAUCAACGUGUAUGCAUCCUAAUUGCGUGCAUUUGGAUCGCAGCUUUGUUGUUGGGUCUCAUACCAUCAUUUGGCUGGCAUUGCAUGUGUAAUAUCGAGAGUUGCUCACACAUGGCACCUUUGUAUAGUCGGAGUUACCUGAUCUUUUGGGCAGUGUCCAACUUGGUGGCCUUUAUCAUCAUGAUGGCGGUAUACAUGCAUAUCUUCAUCUAUGUCAAGGGGAAGAUGACUAGGAUGUCCCAACACACCUCGUUUCAUCCAAAGUACCGGGAGACUAUGAUCAACCUGAUGAAAACGGUGUUCAUCAUUUUGAGUGCCUUUGUGAUCUGUUGGACACCUGGACAAGUUGUCCUCCUCUUGGAUGGCCUUGGGUGCGAAUCCUGUGAUGUUCUGUCUGUUGAGAAGUACUUCCUCCUGCUGGCUGAGAUCAAUUCUGUGAUUAAUCCCAUAGUGUAUUCCUAUCGGGAUAACGAGAUGAGGUUAACCUUUAAGCGCAUUCUAUGCUUCUGCUGUAACAGGGGGUCCAAGUACUCGCCCUCGGUUAAAUCAACCAACACAGAAAGGAGAAUAUUGGCGGACAAUGGACACAUGGUUCAGGACUCCACAAUCUAGAUCCAGGGUUGUACUCAAGUAGACAUGAAGACUCUGAAUCCAUAUGGGACACUUCCCAUAAGCAACAAACUUAAUAUAAAAGUGGAAGCCACAAAAUCCUGUCUGUCCUCACUUUUGAAGAGGUUGAUGAACUUGGAGAGUCAAGCGAUAAAACCAGAGAGACUGAAUGGAGGUCUUGUUGCCCAAAAUCUGGCAGCUGGGCCUGACUGACCAGUUUUGCUAGGAAAGACAUGAUUACUCUCAUAAUCUGCGGAAUUUAUACUCUUAUAAAUUUACCACUAAUUACAA
This is a messenger RNA of Spea bombifrons (plains spadefoot toad), 1580 nucleotides long. RefSeq names its product lysophosphatidic acid receptor 2 (gene LPAR2). Bases 234 to 1292 code for a protein of 352 amino acids. The transcript has 3 exons. Gene Ontology annotation, cellular component: membrane. Gene Ontology annotation, biological process: G protein-coupled receptor signaling pathway. The record is from RefSeq and is a predicted model, not a curated record. Lineage: Eukaryota; Metazoa; Chordata; Amphibia; Anura; Pelobatidae. Gene Ontology annotation, molecular function: lysophosphatidic acid receptor activity.